Messenger RNA from Thunnus maccoyii (southern bluefin tuna), 5049 nucleotides. It is a transcript of the gene heatr6, whose product is annotated as HEAT repeat containing 6. The coding region runs from base 110 to 3712 and encodes 1200 amino acids. The record is from RefSeq and is a predicted model, not a curated record. NCBI's taxonomy places the organism in Eukaryota, Metazoa, Chordata, Actinopteri, Scombriformes, Scombridae. The transcript is spliced from 20 exons.
UACCUGCUGCUCCACAAGCCAAUUCAGUAGAUGGCGGUAAUUCCUAAUAAAAUCCAACGACGAAGAAGUACUACCGGAAGUGGAAAGAAGCACUUCCUAGGACAGAAAUAUGGCGGCUCAAACCGGGCUGGCAGCGGCACCGGCUUUUAUGAGCCGAAGUGAUGUUCCUGCUUUCCCUCAGGUGGCUCUGUCAGCGGAGGCCGCCCCGUUCACUCCUCUGGGGACGGACGGGUGGCAGCUCGGCUCAUCGUCCGACGCCGAGAGACAGUUUUCCCGGUGCGCCGCAAAGCUACGAGCCCUGAGGGCAGACUCUGGCCAACUCCGAGAGGAGCUCAACCUGCUGUUUGACCAGCUCCUCUCCGAAAACUACAACACAAGCUUCGACCCCAACAUCAACAUCCGACCGGAGGAUGUGUGCAGCCUGCUGAAACAUGCCAGCUGUCUUGUGCCACUGAGUCAAGAACACUUGGUUAUCAAACUCUGCCAGCUAGUACAUCAUCUACUCAAUCAGCUAAAGGUUAUAAUGGACGAGCAGACAUUGGAUGUGUUGUUGAACUACACCGCCCGUGCGUUGAAAGUGUGCAGUACGUGGACACACUCCGGUGUCCUCCUGGCUCUCUCCACAAUCGUGUACGGGAAUGGACCUCAGUGCCACCAGCACCUCAUCGACUUACUGGGUGAAGAUGGAGUCCUACUGCUGUAUAGUUCUCCAUCUCAGCCAGAUAUGGAGUUACGCCGCGUUGCCCUCACCUGUAUGGCCAACAUCUGUCUCAGGAUCCCUGGUCAGCCACCUUUGGAUGAUCAAUACAGAAGUGUAUGUUUCAGAGCCUUCCUGAAAACACUUCACUCACCCAAACCCUCCAACACUGAUCAGCUCUUCUAUUGCAUGGUGAUCCAGGCAGCACUGAAGGGACUGCAGUGUUGUCUCUCAGGUGGGAAGUGGAAGUUUGGAGGAGGGGAAGAGCUCGGGUCUGUACUGGCGGCGCUUAAGAGGCUCAUGUUCCAGGGAACUCCAGGUGUGAGUGUUGAGUGGCCGGCUGUGCUUUACCCGGCACCUCUCCCUCAGUACGAGGGUCUCAAAUCCGCUCAAACACCAAAACCCACUGAACCACCAACGGACUCUGCUGUGCCAGGAAAAGUCUCAGGGAAUAAAAAGAGGAAAUCCAGAGGAAAGGGGAAGAAGACGGUUAGUGAGGAGAGCAGAGGGGAUGAUGGAGAGGAGGAUGAUGGAGAGGUGGUGCCCGCAUCCCAGAAGGUAGGGGGAAGAGAGAGAGGCAGAGGCGACGGAGAGUCCUUAUCUAAAGCUUCUACUCCGUCUCUCUACCCCGCCUGGAAGCAAAACACCUCUGACUCAGAGUUUUCUGACCCAGAAGGCACCGCACAGAGCAAAUUAAGACUGAACCACGGGCGUGUGCGUCAGGGAGCGCUGCACUGUCUGCUAGCGGUGGUGAAAGGUGUAGAAAAGCGGACUCUGUACGGGUACUGGUCCUCCUUCAUCCCUGACUCUCCUAUUGGAGGAACGCCGCCUCUCACUCUCCUCACAAUUAUACUGAAGGACCCCUCCCCAAAGGUACGAGCGUGUGCGCUCCAAGUGUUGUCAGCCAUGCUGGACGGUUCCCGUCAGUUCCUGGCUGUGGCUGAGGACACGGCAUCUCCCCGUACAUCUUACACCCCUUUCUCCUUCUCCCUGGCGACUGCCAUCAGAGAGCUGCACCGCGCUCUCAGUCUGGCUCUGCUGGCUGAGACGUCCCCUCAGACACUCACACAGGUCAUAAAGUGUCUGGCCUACCUGGUGGCCAACGCUCCCUAUCACCGUCUCAGACCUGGUCUGCUCAGCCCACUAUGGAAGCAGAUGCGUCCCUACAUGCGCCACAGAGACGUGAAUGUGCGUGUGUCGGUCCUGACGCUUUACGGGGCUCUGGUGACAACUCAGGCUCCUCUCCCUGAAGUGCAGCUCCUCCUCCGACAGCCGGAGAGCAGCGGCAGCGGCGGCUCGUUCACACCGCAGGACUCAGCUCUCAGCUGGAGACAAAGAGAUGGAUCUACACCCUCCCAACAUUCUUCGCAAACACACUCCCCCCAUAUUCUUCGCACACCGGGGGAAGAGGACAACUCCUCACCAUGGUUGAUGCAGCUGUGUGUGUCGCUGGUGACUCAGCCCAGAGAGGACCCAUCAGACAGCGAGGGAGCGGGAACAGGAGGAGCUGCUUUAGAGCCUUCCCCAGUACGACUAGAAGCUCUACAGGUUAUGUCCCACCUGGUGCGGGGUUAUAUCUGUCUGGUGCAAACGUAUCUGUGUGAGAUCGGGCAGGUGAGCGCUCGCUGCCUCGGGGAGAUGGACCCCUCCAUACAACUUCACGGAGCAAAGUUGCUAGAGGAGUUGGGGACAGGAAUAAUCCAGCAGUACAGAGCAGAGAACAACGUGCCUGAGAGUUCGAGGGUCCCCGUGAGCCAAGUGGUGCAGUUUUGGUCAGAAGUCUUGAGCGGGCCGCUGAACGCAGCGCUGCAGAACGAACAACAUCCCACGCUGCAGACGAGCGCCUGCGACACGCUUUCCUCCAUCCUGCCGCAGGCCUUCGCUCAGCUGCCUGAAAAAACUCAGCUGAUGUGCAUCACCAUGCUGCUGGGACUGACCUACAGUGAAAACUACCUGGUGAAGACAGCAGCCGUCAGGGCUUUGGGAGUCUACAUACUGUUCCCUUGUCUGAGAGAGGAUGUGAUGUUCGUGGCAGAUACAGCAAACACUAUUCUUGCUGCCCUUGACGAUCGAUCUCCAAAUGUCCGUGCCAAGGCUGCCUGGUCUCUGGGCAAUCUCACAGACACACUUAUUGUCAAUAUGGAGAGUGUAGGUGUGGAUUUCCAGGAAGAGUUAUCAGACAUGCUGCUGCUCAAGAUGUUGCAAGCAGCCACCCGCGCAUCAGCUGACAAGGACAAGGUGAAGUGUAACGCAGUACGAGCACUCGGGAACCUGCUUCAUUUCCUGCGUCAGAGUCAGAUGACACGGUCUGCGUUCCAACGCCCGCUGGAGGACGCCGUCCGUGCUCUGGUAAAAACGGUCCAAUCAGUGGCCACCAUGAAGGUCAGAUGGAACGCUUGUUACGCCUUGGGAAACGCUUUCAGAAACCCCGCACUGCCGCUCGAUUCAGCUCCGUGGUCUGCUGACGCCUUCUCUGCCCUCUGCAAUGUUGUCACUUCCUGUAAGAACUUCAAAGUGCGGAUCAAGUCCGCCGCUGCCCUGGCAGUUCCCGGCCACCGCGGCUGCUACGGCGACACGGAGCGGUUCAUCUGCGUGUGGCGUUCCCUGGCCAAGGCGCUCGAGAACAGCGAAGACACCAAUGACUUCUUAGAGUACCGCUACAGUGCCAGCCUGCGACACACACUCUCACAAGCACUCCUACACUUGCUCAAGCUCAGCCAGUCGCAGGACAUGCCCGCCCUCGCCGCGUCGCUGGCUGGGGAGGAAGGGAAGGGUAUCAAGGAACGUUUGAUUAAAUAUCUCAGAGCUGAGGAGGGAGGAGAGGGGGCGGAGGGGGAGAGAGACACAGGGGGGGACAGCUUCAACCCUCAGCAGAGAAUCAAUAGUCUGCAGCAGACUCUGAUCAGACUGAAAGGGUUGAAGGCUGAAGGGGAAGGACAGACACAGCAGGAGAGCGGUAAGGAGGUCGUGGUUAGUUUCAUGGAUGAUGUGCUGAAGACCUGUGAAGAGCCUUAAAGAGUCACAUCUCCAGGUGCAGCGUUGGGUUUCAGAAAACCCUCUGAGAUCACGACAGCUCGUCUCUCAGGUCGGGACGGAUCAGAGCAGGCAGACAGUCGGAGGAGAAACUGACAAAGUGGUUACUGAAGACAAAGAUUAUGUAACCAGCUUUGUUAGUUUAUGUUAAGACAUCACAAGGAGCCACGAGACUUUCUUGAAAAACUGAAGAUCAUGAAAGAAUAUUUCUUUUUUCUUUCUUAAAGUUCAGUGACUUUUUAACAUCCUUUUAUUUAUCUCAUUGCACUUGCACUCUGUUAUGGAUUAACUGAUUUACAAAGACAUGUAGUGAGAUUGCAGGUUAAGAACAGAUUAACAGACAAAUAUUAAGUUCAGAUUAGGGUGGGUGACUUUCAGCGGAAGCACAUUGUGAUGACAUGAACAUACUGUCUUAUUUGACAAAAUGUUUUUCAAUUUAAUUAAUCUGAGCAGAAUUAUUAUAUCCAUAUAUUGAUGUUCUUGUUUUACAUUUAACAUCAAUUUGACUAUUUUAUCUUUCCUUUUACAUACAUUUGUCAUAUAUACAAUACAUAUUAGUAUUAGAAAAUCAUUCUUAAUACAUUGUAUUGAUAUCAGCCUUAUUGCCCAGCCCUAAUUCAGAUUAUGACCUACACUACAUAGUCUAUUGUGAACACAGCAGCAAUCCACAAGACUGGACUGACAGACUGCACGUCUGUGCAGCACAUCAGAUGUACUAAAAGUAAAUAUUGAUUUUUUUUUUUUUUUUUUUUCCACAUUCUAGUUUCAGCAUUACUCAACAUGAUUGUAUCGAUCUGUCUUACAUAAGGUUGUUUCCCUUAAGUUGACCUUAGAUUUCAAACACUGAUGUGUAUCUGUUGCAGAAUGGUAUGGAAGGUCUAAACAGCCAAUUCCUCUCCUUACAAACCCAAAAAUCACAAAAUAUAUGAUAUAAAUAUAACAUUAAAUUCUUGUGUGUGUGUUUCAUGUUCAUGUCAGGAUUUCUGUGUUUUAAAGCAAAGUGUGUUGAUGAUUAUGUGACAUGGCAGUCAUAUAGGACCUCAGCUUUUGUGUAAACAGACUACAAAUACAAAUUCAGGGUCAUAGAGCUGGACCAGUGCUGGGUGAAGGUUACAGUCAAGUUUGUGUUCAGUUUCAAAAUAUGAAUGGUAUUAUGGGGAAUUUGGAUCAUGAUGAAGUCAGCAGAAGAAAGCAGUAAUAUGAUGGAAAACUACACCCUGCAUUCAAUCUUAAAAAUUAAAAAAGUAAAAUGGGUCCAUUGAGAUUAUUAACAUAUGAAUCUGUAAGUAUCUACCCAGGGCCAUAAAGUCCAAGGUUCA